GCCGGUUACAAGAGGACACCAAAGCUCCACCAAAAACAAAUGCAACGCAAACCAACGUUACCAUCUGCCAACAGAAGACCCAGAAUCCGACAUGUUCACCCUCUUGAUCCCCAAAAGCCCGACAUCAGAGCAACAGCACCAACAACCAAACCAAACCCAGAAACCCCACACAAACCAUCUCUCUCUUGUCGUCAGAGAAGUAAAGUCUAUUGCUCAAAUAGCUCUUCCUAUGAUACUCACGGGCUUUUUACUCUACUCUCGUUCAAUGAUCUCUAUGCUCUUCCUCGGCCACCUAGGCGAGCUCACCUUAGCCGGCGGUUCGCUUGCCGUUGGCUUCGCUAAUAUCGCUGGCUAUUCAAUUCUUUCUGGACUUGCCAUGGGAAUGGAGCCCAUUUGUGGCCAAGCUUUUGGUGCCAAGAAACACACCGUCCUCGGUCUUUCCUUGCAAAGAACGGUGCUUUUGCUCAUGCUUACUUCAUUUCCAAUAGCUAUUCUAUGGUUUAACAUGAAGAGAAUUCUACUCUUUUGUGGCCAAGAUGAAGGAAUAGCUACAGAAGCUCAAUCAUACCUUUUGUAUUCUCUCCCUGACCUCUUAACUCAAUCUCUACUACACCCACUUCGAAUAUAUCUUCGAACUCAAUCCAUAACUUUACCUCUAACAUUUUGUGCAACUCUAGCAAGUUUUCUGCAUAUACCAAUAAAUUAUUUUCUUGUUUUAAGGCUUAGUCUAGGGAUUAAAGGUGUUGCUCUUAGUGGUGUUUGGACUAACUUCAAUCUUGUAGCUUCAUUGAUCAUCUACAUACUAAUAUCUGGUGUAUACAAAAAGACAUGGGGAGGGUUGUCAUUCGAGUGCUUGAAAGGCUGGAAAUCUCUGCUAAAUUUAGCCAUUCCAAGCUGCAUUUCUGUGUGCCUCGAAUGGUGGUGGUAUGAAAUCAUGAUAUUGCUUUGUGGGUUUUUGUUGAACCCAAGUGCAACAGUGGCUUCAAUGGGUGUUCUUAUUCAAAUCACCGCACUGAUCUACAUAUUUCCAUCUUCUCUCAGCUUCAGUGUCUCAACCAGGGUGGGAAACGAACUGGGUGCGGGCCGGCCAAUGAAGGCAAAGCUUUCAGCAAUUGUGGCCCUCUCUUGUAGUUUCGUGUUGGGUUUCUCAGCACUCUUGUUUGCAUUUACUGUGAGAAACAUGUGGGCUACCAUGUUCACUCAGGAUAAAGAGAUCAUAGCUUUAACAUCACUGGUUUUGCCAAUAAUUGGACUUUGUGAGUUGGGUAACUGCCCACAAACAACAGGUUGUGGGGUGUUGAGAGGAACAGCAAGGCCUAAAGUUGGAGCAAAUAUUAACUUGGGUUGCUUCUACUUUGUUGGAAUGCCAGUUGCAGUAGGCUUAGCUUUCUUUGCUGGGUUCGACUUUGAAGGGCUGUGGUUGGGUCUCUUCGCCGCCCAGGCCUCGUGUGUGGUGACCAUGCUGGUUGUUUUACUUCGGACAGAUUGGGAAUUUGAAGCGCAGAGAGCUCAACAACUGACUGGAGCCAUAGUUGUUGAUAGCAACGAAGAUGUUGAGGAAGAUAAGCCACUCAAAGCCGAAAACAAGGAAGAUUUUUUGUGUUGA
This is a messenger RNA of Ilex paraguariensis (yerba mate), 1606 nucleotides long. The record is from the annotation of a GenBank genome assembly. Lineage: Eukaryota; Viridiplantae; Streptophyta; Magnoliopsida; Aquifoliales; Aquifoliaceae.